Messenger RNA from Strongylus vulgaris, 582 nucleotides. NCBI's taxonomy places the organism in Eukaryota, Metazoa, Nematoda, Chromadorea, Rhabditida, Strongylidae. The record is from the annotation of a GenBank genome assembly.
AUGGAUCCAGUCGUGGCUAAAUCUCACAUCCCCCCAGCCGACUACUAUCAAUACACUUCAAGAGACGCUAUAAUCUAUGCGCUUGGGGUUGGUGCACACGCCAAAACAGAUCUACGAUAUGUCUAUGAGAUGGCGGAGGAUUUUCUACCGCUUCCAACAUUCAUUGUGGCUCCAGGCUUGGCGGCUGGUAGCAUUUUUGGUUGGCCAGGAAUUAAAUUUGAUCUAUCAAAGAUUCUACAUGGUGAACAGUACAUUGAAUUGUACGAACCCCUACCAUCGGAAGCCAAACUUCGCUCUGAAGCUCGAGUGGUAGAUGUAUUAGAUAAGGGCUCAGGAGCACUGAUUUUGACAGAAGUCACCACAUACGACGAGGAAACUGGGAAAAAACUUUCUAAGCAACAAUUGGGUAUGUUUCAAAUGGGCUCAGGAAAAUUUGGCGGCCAGCGUGUUAGCCCACACGAGAAGCCUGCCGCCGAAAUACCAAAAACGAUGCCAGAUGCCGUGUUUGAAGAGAAAACAUCUGUUGAUCAGGUGAGUAGACCUAAUUUGGACACGCAUACACACAUACUUGCAUACACAUAG